AGGUUAGGUUGGUGUUCUUCCCCAUUCAUUGUUGUUCCUCCACUGCUUCCGCCUCCUCCCCCCCACCGACUUACCCUCGUCGGCGUUCUCCGACCGUCUCGCCAGCAAAAAGCUUCUACCCUUGCGCUGGUCGCAGUCAAAAUGAUGAAAAUAAAGACCCCGAAGAAAGGGAAGAUCAAGCGGGCGCUUGAGAAGCGAGCCCCCAAGCUCGUCGAGACGGGGAAGAAGACGCUGAUACUGCAAGGCACGAAGACCAGCGGGGUGUUGAACUCUGUGCUGACUGAAAUCUAUCACCUGAAGAAGGAUAGUGCGGUGAGGUACACGCGCAAGAAUGACAACAUCAGGCCCUUCGAGAACGGCGGCGUGACCUCCCUGGAGUUCUUCUCUCAAAAGACGGACUGCAGCAUCUUUGUGUUUGGCUCUCACACGAAGAAGCGGCCCAAUAAUCUCGUCAUAGGGCGCAUGUAUGACUAUCAUAUUUAUGAUCUUGUCGAGGUCGGAGUAGAGAAUUUCAAGUCUAUGGAAUCGUUCAGCUACGACAAGAAAAUAGCUCCCAUAAUUGGUUCAAAACCAUUUAUUGUUUUUGUCGGAGAAGGGUUUGAGAACGUGGAAGAACUGAAGCAUUUGAAGGAAGUCUUGCUUGAUUUGCUCCGUGGAGAGGUCGUGGAGAACUUAAAUCUUGCUGGAAUAGACCGAGCCUAUGUUUGCACAGCUGUGUCCUCAAAUCGGGUUUUCUUUACACAUUGCGCCUUGAGGCUUAAAAAAUCAGGCACUGUCAUUCCAAGGAUGGAGCUAGUAGAAGUCGGGCCUUCCAUGGACUUGGUGAUAAGAAGGCAUAGCCUUCCUAAUGACAGUCUGAGGAAAGAAGCCAUGAAAACGAGCAUCGAUAAGCCUAAAAAGAAGGAGAAGAAUGUUAGUAAGGAUGCAAUUCAAGGGAAGAUUGGAAAGAUCUAUGUUCCUGAUCAGAAGAUGGGAGAUAUGAAUUUGCCUAAUGAAGCGAAAGGAGUGAAGAGAGAGCGCCGUGAAGCUAAAUUGAAUAGGGACAGGAAUGGACCAGCAGCGAAGAAACAGAAGGAAAAUUCUGAAUAGCCUAUAUUUACUUCCAGGCCGAUGUCUUGUUCUCUGCUGUCUCAAAUUUUGGCCCUUCCCUAGUUUUGUUGACUGAAUUAAUUCCAAUAGAGGAAUCUACAUUACUCUGUACCAUGAUAUCUUUUUGGAUAACAAAAGUUCAGUUCAGUUGCUCCAGUGAUAUGCAACUUA
Punica granatum (pomegranate) is the source of this 1260-nucleotide messenger RNA. Lineage: Eukaryota; Viridiplantae; Streptophyta; Magnoliopsida; Myrtales; Lythraceae. The record is from RefSeq and is a predicted model, not a curated record.